Messenger RNA from Setaria italica (foxtail millet), 2172 nucleotides. RefSeq names its product probable 3-deoxy-D-manno-octulosonic acid transferase, mitochondrial. The transcript has 13 exons. The record is from RefSeq and is a predicted model, not a curated record. Gene Ontology annotation, molecular function: transferase activity. Gene Ontology annotation, biological process: lipid A biosynthetic process. The coding region runs from base 177 to 1700 and encodes 507 amino acids. NCBI's taxonomy places the organism in Eukaryota, Viridiplantae, Streptophyta, Magnoliopsida, Poales, Poaceae. Gene Ontology annotation, cellular component: plasma membrane.
UCUGCAGUGCCAGCGAGCAAACACCACCCCGCGGCCUGCGCCAGCGGCAGCGCCACCGCCGUCCGCGCGUGGGCGCGGCGGCGCCGAGUUGUAGGUCCGUCAGUCUCAGGCCACCGCGGCAUCCCUGGAGGAACGAGGGCCGUCAGCAGCGCGAAAGGGGUAGCGGGAGCCAGAGGAUGCACGAGGGAACUCCUAGGAGGCUCACACGGGGCCAUGGCGGCGGUUCUAGCGGAGGUCAUCGGCGGCAGCGCAACCUCGCCGGCUGCCAUGUCGCCGGCCCGAAGUUUUACAGUCGGCUCUGCUCCGGCCCUUACGCUUCAUUCGAUCGACCAGCCGCGAUGCCGAUGCGGCCGGCCCGCGCGCCGGCACCGGCUGCGGCGCGCGGGCUGUACGAGCUGUACAGGGCGGCGAGCCGCGCGGCAGCGCCGGCGGUUCUCCUGUGGCGGCGGCUGCAAGGUCUGGAGCACCCGACGCGGUGGCCGGAGCGGCUGGGCCGGCCGUCGGCGGCGCGGCCUCGCCCGGGAUCCCCGCUGGUGUGGUUCCACGCCGUGUCCCUGGGGGAGGGAAUGGCCGCGCUCCCCGUCGUCCGCCACUGCGCCCGCCUCCAUCCCGGCCUCCCCGUGCUCCUCACCACCACCACUCUCUCCUCAUUUGAAGUUAUCAAGGAUUUGCUCCCCGAGGGUGUUAUAUAUCAGUUUGCUCCUCUGGACUGUCCUGAUGCAAUAGACAGUUUUAUUGGAUACUGGAAGCCAAGUUUGGUCCUUCUUAUGGAAAGUGAACUCUGGCCAAACCUCAUUAUGUCUGCAGCAGCAAAUGGGAUUGCAGUCGCUCUUUUAAAUGCCCGCAUGUCAUUGAAGUCAUUCAACCGCUGGUCCGUGCCUCUAGGGUUGCCAUUAGUCACUCUGAUGCUCUCUAAACUAUCACUUGUGGCCCCAUUGAGUACUAUUCAGGCUGUUCGUUUUCAGCUGCUACACACCCCUCCAGGGAUUAUCCAUUUUGCUGGAGAUUUAAAAUAUGCUGUUGGUGAUGUUAAUGCUGGGGAGAAUGAGGUCAUCAAAAUAAAAGAUCUUCAGCAGCAGUUUAGCAAUAGACCCCUCUGGAUGGCUGCUUCUAUUCACAGAGGUGAAGAGGAAGUCAUUCUCCGGGUUCAUGAUGAGUUAAUCAAGAUGUAUCCCACUCUACUACUAAUUCUUGUGCCCAGACAUCCUCAUGACUGCAAGGAUUUUUCCUUAGUACUGAAGAAACAAAAGGCCAAUUUUGUGCUGAGGUCGACAAAGGAAGUGGUGUGUUCAAGCACUAGGGUAUACAUGGUUGAUACAUUAGGGGAAUUAAGAAUGCUUUACAGGGUCACACCAGUUGCUGUCGUUGGCGGUUCAUUUCUACCUGGCCUAGCUGGCCAUAAUAUUUCUGAGGCUGCUGCUGCUGGUUGUGCUGUUAUGACUGGACCCCAUGUUGGACAUUUCUACCACAUGCUGCUUGAAAUGUGGCAAAUAAAUCCUUUAGCUGUCAAGCAGGUGGGGGGAGAAUUCGAACUUCUUCACACACUAAAAGAACUGUUUGGCGAUGCCAAAACUCUGGGAGCAUGUCAAAGAGCUGCAAAAGAUGCAUUUUCCAUUAUGUCACAUGGAGUUGUGAACCGUGUAUGGGAUUUAGUCUGUAGGUUCGCCAUUGACUUGGAAACAGAUAAGUGGAACAGUUGAUUCAGCGGGGCCCUCUUGUAAUUCUACGCGUCUUGCAGGGACUCUUUGAGGAGCGGAAAUGCAGAGGAAGAACUGCAGCGUUGAAUGCGACAUGCCACAUGCCAGUGACCUGGUGAGUGGUGACAAAGGACACGAAUCUCAAAUUAAAGGCCCCUGCACACUGCACUCACAUGAAACUAUAAAAGAACAGUAUCUCCUUGUCGUCUACUCGACUUGCUCCUCUCAGAAAUUAAAAUAUAUUUCGACAAAUUCCUCUGGGCUUCCUGCCAUCCUUUUGUUUCCUUGUGGCGUGGGUGAUAUAUUUUGCAAUUCUUUAGCGCCAGCCAGCAGAUAUGUUUUGCACUUGCAGUCCUUGUUCCUUUGUAAAACUUCCACUUUCAAGGUUGCGGGGAUUUCAAGGACGAUGCUAGUUUUAGUGUUAGAUGUCAACUUUUAACUGCAUAUGAUUGAUUUAAAGGCGUGCUAUGCGUGA